Cavenderia fasciculata is the source of this 1638-nucleotide messenger RNA. Its product is annotated as protein serine/threonine kinase. The transcript has a single exon. Bases 1 to 1638 code for a protein of 545 amino acids. NCBI's taxonomy places the organism in Eukaryota, Evosea, Eumycetozoa, Acytosteliales, Cavenderiaceae. The record is from RefSeq and is a predicted model, not a curated record.
AUGUCAAUUCCUUUUAAUUUUCAAUUACCAUUAAAUCACUCAACAACCAACAACCACAUUCUUUUAUAUGUUCAAUCGAACAGAAACAAAACAACAAAUUCAAUCCCAUUUUUCGAUCAUCAACCAAUCAUUUCCAUCAAUAACAACAACAACUCAUCAUCAUCAUCAUUCUCAUGUUUCAACCAUGUUGAAACAUUCAUAUCAAAUAACAACAACAAUAAUAACAAAAAUAUAAAAACAAUUAAUAACAUCAAUAACACAAGACCAACAAAUAAUAAUGAUAGCAUCACACCUCCAAAAAAUCGACCAUACAAUAAUAACAAAAACACUACCAAAUCAUCUUCAUCAUCAUUCUCAUGUUUCAACCAUGUUGAAACAUUCAUCUCUGCCAACAAACAAACAAAUAAUAAUAAGAAUAAUAAUUCUUCAUUAAUUCAUCCAACAUCCAAUCAUUACACUACUCCAACCAUUUCGACAACCAAUCAUUUUGUUCCAACUCCAUCUUUGUUCAAUUUCAACUCAUCCACAUUCACAUUAAACAAUCCAACAACAACAACAACAACAAUCUCAAUGUGUCAAAUAUCAAAGAGAAGUCCAUUUUCAAGACACUCCAACGUUUCACGAUUACAAAACAACUCGGUAACAAGCUCUGACAAUUUAAGCCAUUUUACUGAUUCCUCUUCUUGCCAAUCACCAAAUCAUUCAACAACCACCAACAAUUUUAAUUUAGAUCAGGAAGAGUCUGUUCAAUUGAACAGCAACAGCAAUACAAUCUCAUUUUCAUAUUUCAAUCAAUCAAUUCCCAUAGAUAAUAAUAAUAUUUCAUUCUUCAACGACCAUCAAUCAUCGAUUCCAUGUUUUAAACCUAGUGAUAUUUUAACUCAUAGUCAAUCACCACAAUUAAUAUUAAACUAUUCAACAACCAACAACCACAUUCUUUUAGAGUUUGUUCAAUUGAACAGCAACAGCAGUAGCAGCACAAAUUCAUUAACAUGUUUAGACCAUGUUAAAAACCAAUCAUUUCUUUUUAAUAGUAAUCAAUCAAAUAAUAAUAAUUAUUAUUCAUUAAUUCAUUCAUCCAUUUCUCCUAAUCAUUUCAACUCAUUCACAUCAUAUAUAUCAAAUAUAAUCAAUUCAACAAGAUCAAUUGCAAGCCCAUUUAAAUCAAGACACUCCAACAUUUCAAGAUUAAAAAACAACCCGGUAACAAAUAACAAUAAUAAUAAUAAUACCAACACCAAAUUAAAAAAUACAAAUAACAACAAUAACAACAACAACUCAUCAUCAUCAUCAUCAUUCUCAUGUUCCAACUAUGUUGAAACAUUCAUCUCAACCAACAAUCAAUCAAAAAAUAUUAAUAACAACAAUAACAAUAAUAAGAACAAAAAUAAUAACAAGAACAAAAAUACAAAAACAAAUAACAACAUCAAUAACAACAUCAAUAACACAAGAACAACAAACAAUAAUAAUAUUACAAUCUUUGCCGAUCACUUCAACGCAUCCACAGUCCAUAUUCACCAAUCCAUCCACAAUCGAUAUUCACCAAUCAAUCCACUCACCACCCAUCAAUCAUAUAUUCAUCUCCAAUCAAUCCACAAUCUUCAAUCACAAAUCACUCAACAAUCUGCAAACAAUUAA